Papaver somniferum (opium poppy) is the source of this 1807-nucleotide messenger RNA. Its product is annotated as hippocampus abundant transcript-like protein 1. Lineage: Eukaryota; Viridiplantae; Streptophyta; Magnoliopsida; Ranunculales; Papaveraceae. The coding region runs from base 65 to 1393 and encodes 442 amino acids. Gene Ontology annotation, molecular function: transmembrane transporter activity. The transcript has 14 exons. The record is from RefSeq and is a predicted model, not a curated record. Gene Ontology annotation, biological process: transmembrane transport.
AUCUUUGAUUCCUAAGUUUUCACUUUUCAUUUUCUCAUCCAAAAUUUAUCCAGAAUUCUCGAAAAUGGAUUUCUGUAAAAGUUUCAGAGAAUUGAAACCGUUACUUCAUUUACUAAUCCCAUUAUGUGUUCAUUGGAUUGCUGAAGAAAUGACUGUUUCUGUUCUUGUUGAUGUUACCACAAAAGCUUUAUGUCCUGGAAAAUCAACAUGUACGCAAGCUAUUUACCUUACUGGAAUUCAACAAACGGUUGUGGGUAUUUUCAAGAUGGUUGUGCUUCCUAUCCUAGGACAGAUGGCAGAUGAUUAUGGACGCAAACCAUUGCUUAUGCUUACUGUAUCCACGACUAUAAUUCCCUUCGGUCUACUAGCUUGGGAUGAGUCAAAGCCAUUUGUUUAUACUUACUAUGUGCUUCGCACUAUUUCAUAUAUCAUAAGUCAAGGAAGUAUCUUCUGCAUUGCUGUUGCUUAUGCAGCUGACGUCGUGGAGGAUGGGAAGAGGGCUAUAGCAUUUGGAUGGAUUAUGGGUCUUUUUUCUGCUUCACAUGUUUUAGGGAACGUAUUGGCACGCUUUCUUCCGGAAGUUCAUAUUUUUGAGGUGUCUGUAGUUCUCCUGUUAUUUGGCCCAAUUUACAUGUACCUGUUUCUCACCGAGACAGUUCAAGCGGCUCCAAGGCAGGAACAACAGUCCCACUGCUUUGCUAAAAUAUCCAGAGUUAUACAACAACGGUGUAAAUCAAUGACCGCAGCUGUUAAUAUCGUUACAAGAAGUGAAACACUCAGGCGCAUUGCUCUAAUUUCCUUUUUUUAUGAGCUGGGAAUGUCUGGCAUCAGCAGUGUCUUACUGUACUAUCUAAAGUCAGCCUUCGGUUUCAACAAGAAUCAAUUCUCCGAACUUCUGAUGAUGGUGGGAAUAGGUUCCAUUGUUUCACAGAUUUUUGUGCUUCCAGUUGUGAACCCUUUGGUGGGAGAGAAAGUAAUUUUGUGCAUUUCAGUACUUGCUUCAAUCCUUUAUGCAAUAUUUUAUGGGUUGGCGUGGGCACCAUGGGUGCCAUAUCUUGGUGCAUCAUUCGGGGUUAUAUACGUCCUUGUGAAACCAGCUACUUAUGCUGUUAUUUCAAAGGCUUCAAGCUCGUCCAAUCAGGGUAAAACACAAGGAUUAAUUGCUUCUGUCCAAUCAGUUGCGAGUUUGAUAUCACCACUUGCAAUGAGUCCCUUGACUACAUGGUUUCUAUCAAGCAAAGCCCCCUUUGACUGCAAAGGUUUCAGUAUCUUGCUUGCAUCAAUUUGUAUGAUGGUUUCGUUCUAUCAUGCCAUGUUGCUGAAACCGGAAGAGUCCUCAAAAAGCAUCGAAGUAGACGAUUUUGAAACCAUUGAAGCCCCUCUCCUUGCAUGAUAUAGUUCACUCCCGCAGCUAGAACUAUAUAUUGCAGGAACAUAGGUCAACUUUAGGGGCGAUCCUCUAAUUUAGAAGUCCACAGCUCAUGGAUUUACAUUUCAAGGACUCCCAACAACCACAGCAGGUGUAGAAAGCCUCAAAGAAUCUAUAGAAUAGCGAUUGAUGAUGAUUCUGUGAUUCAGGCAUGAAUUAAUCAACUUUAAGUUGAUCUUUAACAUGUAACAUAGUGUUGUUCAUAUGAAUUAUGUAUCUCUAGUGCCAAGUAGUUUCCAUUGUCUUAUAUUGUUUGUGUCUAUAGUGCCAAAUAGUUUCAUUUUUGUUAUAUUUUCUGUUUGUUUUUUUGACGAAAAAAGUUGAUGUAUUAACAAUACGAUGUAAAGAAUAGUUAUUACAAUGAGCAAAAUUAAUACA